This is a messenger RNA of Oncorhynchus nerka (sockeye salmon), 4861 nucleotides long. RefSeq names its product neurofilament medium polypeptide-like. Gene Ontology annotation, cellular component: intermediate filament; postsynaptic intermediate filament cytoskeleton; axon. The coding region runs from base 74 to 4528 and encodes 1484 amino acids. Gene Ontology annotation, molecular function: structural constituent of cytoskeleton. Lineage: Eukaryota; Metazoa; Chordata; Actinopteri; Salmoniformes; Salmonidae. The record is from RefSeq and is a predicted model, not a curated record. The transcript is spliced from 3 exons. Gene Ontology annotation, biological process: neurofilament bundle assembly.
CGGACAGAGGGGGUAUAAAAGAUAGGAGCAGCGCUACUUAGCCUACCAACACCGUUGAGACAACUGAGGCAACAUGAGCCACCAAAUUGAGAAUCGGUCGGGUUCUCCACAUAGAAGAGCUCAAGAUGACUAUUCCCGCUAUCAACACAAACUGACCGGAUCCCCCUCGGCGUCCAGGACCGUUAUAGGUUUUGGGUCGGCUACCGCAUUUAUGAACAGAGGAUAUGCGACGACGCCGAAGAGCGAAUUCGGAUCGGUUCCGAGAUCGGAUAUCUUUUUAGAUUUAUCAAACACGUUUACCGGGGUGUUGACGAAAAUUAAUGAGAAAGAACUGCUCCAUGGGCUGAACGGCCGUUUCACCGGGUUAAUCGAGAAGGUGCGUCAUUUGGAGCACCAAAAUGAAUUGCUCGAGAGGGAAAUCGAGGAAAUCAAACAGAAGGCACAGUCACCCGCAUCUCUGGCACAGAAGCACGAGUCGGAGCUUAUGGAUCUGAGGAAACUAGUGCAUGACAUCACCCUUCGGAAGCGUCAGAUCGUGAUAGAACAUCAGAACCUGGAGGAAGACUUCCUCACCUUGAGAGACAAAUACGACCAGGAGGCUCGUGAACGCUCGGAUGCAGAGAAAGGCAUCCUGGUGCUGAAAAAGGACGCCAACGACGCAUACCUGGCAAAACUUCAGCUGGACAUGAAAGCGCAAUCUCUGGUGGACGAGAUUCACUUCCUGAAGAAAAACCAUGAGGACGAGGUGUUGGAGAUGGUGGCCCAGAUCCACGAGUCUCAAGUGACGGUCGAGGGGCAUGCCUUUGCAAAACCCGAUAUCACUGCGGCUCUCCGGGACAUCCGUGCAGAGUUGGAAGGUCACGCCGCCUCCGACAUCCUUGAGGUCGAGGAGAGUUUCCGUGUCCAGUUCACAAAGUUGACAAAAGCGGCAGAGAGCAACAGAAAGGCGCUGAAGGCAACACAGCAGGAGAUCCAGGAGAACAGGAGGCGCUUCCAAGGGAAGAACAUUGAACUGGACUGCGCGAAAGGAACGAGAGAGGCCCUGGAAAAACAACUACAUGAGCUGGAGGAGCGUCACUAUUCGGAAAUGAUUAAUUACCAGGACACUGUCAGGCAGCUGGAGAAUGAGCUGACUAAUGCUAAACUAGACAUGUCUGGCCACCUGAGAGUGUACCAGGACCUGCUGAAUGUCAAAAUGGCUUUGGAUGUGGAGAUUCUCUCUUACAGGAAACUCCUGGAGGGUGAGGAGUUCCAUCUGUCCACCAUCUCUGACACCCACAUCUCCAUGCCCUACAUCUACCGCCAGUCCCCUGUCUACACCCUGUCUUCCCUGGCCCGGCAGGGAGGGUCCACACGCAGGUCUGAGCCCCAGUACAAGUUUGUAGAGGAGAUCAUCACUGAGACCACCAGAGAGGUGGAGUCCGAGUUUGAGGAGACCGGCUCUGAGGAGACAGGAGAGGGAGAGAAGGAGGGAGAGGAGAGUGACAAAGCUGAGAGGAGGGGUAAGGAAGAGGAGGAUGAGGGGAAAGUGGAAGAUGUAGGUAAAGUGGAUCUUAAAGUGGAUGCCCCAGAGAAAGAGGGGGAACAGGAGGAAGAGUCUAAGGGCCAGCAGAUAGAAACAUCAGCAGAGGUUGAGGUAAAUGGAGAUGGAGUUAACACUAGCAAGGGAGAAAAUGGAGAGGAAAGAGAUGACAAAGGAGAGGAGGACAUUGACACAGGUGACAAUACACAAAGUGAAGUCAAAUCAGCUAAGGCCACCAGUGAGGAAGAGAAGGAAAAACUGGACACAACAGAGGAGAUAGACGGUGAGAUAGAAGAUGUGGAGGAGCCAUUAGAAAACGAUAACACCUCAAAACAUGACAAGUCCCUGCCAGAGGUUCCCAUGAAGGGUGAUAUUUCCAUAGAACCCAAAACGUCAGAGUCAGAGGAUAUUCAAACAGAAAGUUCAAUAAAGGGUGAACCACAGGUCCCCACAGAAAUCAUCUCCAAAGAGCCCAAAAAGGUGUCAGAGGAGAGCAAAAAAGAAAGCCCAUCAAAAGAGAAAAAAGAGGUAGAUCUGAAAGAGCAGAGCGCUCUAGCACUGGAGCAGAAGCCUGAUCAGAAGGUGCACAGAGAAUCAGACCAACUUCAAGAGGAAGAGAGUGCUGUGGCAACACAAGAAGAGGAUGUCCCUGAGGCCAUAGAGAAGGACAUGAAAUCCCAUGAUAUCACUGCUGAGCUGAAAAACAGCUCCACCAAGGAGACAUGGGGACAGGUGAAGUCACCAGAUGAUUCUGGUGUAAAGACUACACAGGAUGACAAAACGGUAGGAGGUAAAAUUUCAGCCAGACUUCCCAGCACAACAACUGAGUGUGAGGAAGAGCCUGUGCCACAGACCCCUGAAAAGGAGGUGGGUCUGAGAGAGCCAAAAAUGAGCAGCAAUGAUGAUAGUGUAAAAUCUGUUGAGCAGAAUGAAUCUAAUGGCAGUGAAAAUUUCACAAAUGAUAUCAUAACAGCUGAGGAAAAAGUGAAAGAAUCUGAUACAUCCUCUAAACUAGACACAACUAUCUCCCCUAAAGAGGAAACAACCCCACAACCAGAGCCAACCGUCACCCCCAAAGAAGAAACAUCCCCAAAAAUGGACCCAAUGGUCACCCCCAAGAACGAGACAUCACCUAAACCAGACCCCACAGUCACCCCUAAAGAAGAAACAUCACAAUCAGACCCAACCAUUACCCUUAAAGAAGAACCAUACCCUAAAUCAGAAUCAGCACUCACCCCUAAAGAAACUUUCCCCAAACCAGCCCCAACUAUCACCCCCAAAGAGACCUCCCCUAAACCAGAAACAACCACCACCCCUAAAGAAGGAACUUCCCCAAAUCCAGAACCAGCAAUCACACCUAAAGAGCCUUCCCCAAAACCAGCCUCAAUCAUCACCCCUAUAGAAAAAACUUCCCAAAAACUAGAGCCAGCAGUCACCCCUAAAGAAGAAACUUCCCCAAAAUAUGAAAUAUCCCCUAAACCAGCCCCAACCGUCACCCCUAAAGAAGAAACAUGCCCAAAACCAGACCCAACCGUCACCCCUAAAGAAGAAACAUGCCCAAAACCAGCCCCAACCGUCACCCCUAAAGAAGAAACAUGCCCAAAACCAGACCCAACCGUCACCCCUAAAGAAGAAACAAGCCCAAAACCAGACCCAAUCGUCACCCCUAAAGAAGAAACUUCCCCCAAACCAGAAUCAACCAUCACCCCAAAAUAUGAAAUAUCCCCAAAACCAGCCCCAACCGUUACCCCGAAAGAAGAAACAAGCCCAAAACCAGACCCAACCGUUACCCCUAAAGAAGAAACUUCCCCAAAACCAGAAGUCACCGCUAAAGAAGGAACUUCCCCAAAAUCAGCCUCAAACGUCACCACUAAAGAGGAGACCUCCCCUAAACCAGAAUCAACCAUCACCCCAAAAUAUGAAAUAUCCCCUAAACCAGCCCCAACCGUCACCCCCAAAGAAGAAACAUCCCCAAAAAUGGACCCAAUGGUCACCCCCAAGGAUGAGACAUCACCUAAACCAGACCCCACAGUCACCCAUAAAGAAGAAACAUCACAAUCAGACCCAACCAUUACCCCUAAAGAAGAACCAUCCCCUAAACCAGAACCAGCAGUCACCCCUAAAGAAACUUUCCCAAAACCAGCCCCAACUAUCACCCCCAAAGAGACCUUCCCUAAACCAGAAACAACCACCACCCCUAAAGAAGAAACAUCCCCAAAACCAGAAGUCACCCCUAAAGAAGGAACAUCCCCAAAACCAGAAGUCACCCCUAAAGAAGGAACAUCCCCAAAACCAACCCCAAACAUCACCCCUAAAGAAGAAACUUCACCAAAACCAACCCCAAACCUCACCACUAAAGAGGAAACCUCCCCUAAACCAGAAUCAACCAUCACCCCAAAAUAUGAAACAUCCCCUAAACCGGCCCCAACCAUCAAACCUACCGAGAUCACCCCUAAAGAUGAAAUAUCCCCUAUAUCAAACUUAAUCAUUACCCCAGAAUCAACGACCACCCCUACAGAGAGUGAAAUGAUCAGCAGUGGAGGCAAAGCUGAGACUGCCACACCACAAGAGAAACAGGUGUCUUCCGUUGCAAAGAGCAAGGACUCACACAGAGAGGCGCCAGAGAGGAGCACAACUCAGGAGAAACCAGAGGAAAGUACGGCUAAAGAGCCUGAGAAGGUUACGGAUCCCAACGAUGAAACCCCAAAGACAGAGAACGUGAAGACCAAGGCCUCUGAGGAAAAACCUGAACAUGUGGAGAUAUCUAUUACAAAGACAUCGCCAGUGAAAGAACAGGAUGUAUCAACCAUGGGUUUGAAAGAGAAAACUGUUGACGGGAAGACAACAGAAGGGGCACCAUCUAAAAUAGACGAGAAAGGCUUUACAAGAGGUGAUGAAGACAGCAAAGAUGACAAAACUGCGAAGAAGACAUUAACAGGGCAAGCUGCUCAGCCAAUUGCAGAAAAGCAAGCUAAACCUAAAACCUGGGACUUAACCUCUUUUUAGAAAGACCAGAUUUAGAGGUCAGUAGAAGUUCUGUAAACCUGCAUGAUUAGUGCAAGCCUUCGAAGCAAUAUGAGAACUGCUCCACCUUGAAAGAUUAACUGACGCUUAAUAUGUUCAGUAUCAUAAUUCAUAACUGUCAAUUAUGAGACCAUUAAAGAGCUCCUGUGAGAUAUGUACUGCAAUAUGGAAUGUAACAAAUCAAAAGCUGUAUUUUGCUGUUCCUAUUUUCUUCUGCCCAAGCGAUGAUUGGAAUUGGGAUGAUAAUGUUCAUGGUUGAUAAUGUGAUUUGAUAACGCCUGAAUAAGCCAAGAAAUAAAUGCUAUUGGAAGAGCA